UGUGUGUGUGUGUGUGUGUGUGUGCCUGUGCCUGAGUGUGAGCAUGCUCUGUGUGACCAGGGAAACGGAGAAAGCUCUGGCUUUGCUGGUAAAGUCCCUCUCCCAUAGGGCCGUGCAUGCGUGUGCACAGGGAGACAGAGAGACAGAGCUCUAUUGAGGGACGUGGAUCCCGCUAGAACAGCGUGGCUGGCCCCGCGGCUGACUGCCCUGUCAGGGCUCUCUUCAAUAGGCCCGGGAUCCCGCUAUAUAACUGCAGGCCAGGGCCGCUCGCGCUACGCACCCCAGGGACUCUGCGCAUGGACCCAGUCACGCCGUGAACCAGCCCACAACCCACAGCACACGGCCAUGCUGGGCUCCUUGGACGUCCUCUAUAGCGUGCUGAUCCAUAAGCUCAUGGCAGUGUAUGAGGAGCAGGAGGCCCAGCAGAGGGCGACAGUGAGCCCUGGGCGCUCCAGCCCAGACCCAUGUGACCCUGAGCUGUCCGUCUUCCAGCCCAACAGAGGAGGCGAGAUUGAGGUCAACUCCUCCGCCCUCAUGUCCGGUACGCCCCUGCUGGUCAGCUGCGGUAGCGACUCCGCCCUCAGCCCCCCGUUUGACAUCCACCCCCCCCAGCCUGAACACCUCGACAGCAGGCCCUCCUGUACGGACUGUGUGAAAGCGGGGACCCCCGUGCCUGCUGACGAGGGAGGAGCUCGGGACAGGACCGGGAGUGAUGCAGCCCCUGCCAAAAUGAGCCAGGCCCCCCUCAGGCUGACGCACACAGUGGAGAUCUCAGGAGAGAGUGGACCCCUGGGCAUUCAUGUUAUUCCAUACUGCUCCUCCCUGAGUGGACGGUCUCUGGGCUUGCACAUUCGGAGAGUGGAGGAGAACAGCCGGUCGAAGAGGGAGGGGAUCUUCCAUGAGGAUGAGUGCAUUGUUAAAAUCAAUGACACAGAAUUAAUGGACAAAUCGUUUGCGCAGUCACAGGAAGUGUUCAGCCAGGCGAUGCAGUCCCCUGCAGUGCGCCUCGAGGUUGUGCCGGGCCUCAACAGGGAUCGCUAUGAGAAGAGCCUGAUUGGUCAGCUCUACACUUUGGAAAGGCCCGAAGGCACGCCCCUCCCGCUCACCACGGAACCGUUGUCCCGUUCCAAGGAGACGCAGAGCGGCCUGGAGGCCCCCUGCCCCGCCCCUCUCGCUGUCCCCCUCUCAGCCCCCUGCCCCGCCCCUCUCUUGAACUCAGCCCCCUGCCCCGCCCCACUCUCACUGCCCCCACCGGGAAAGAGUCACAGCCCCCUGCUGAAGAAAAGCCCUUCCCUCCCCCUCCCCCCGACUGGGGGUGUGGCCAGUAAGAAGGGGGGCAGGAAACUGAAAGUGGAGCUGAGGAAAGGGCCAGAAGGCUUGGGUUUCACAGUGGUCACGAGAGACGCCUCUGUUCAUGGUCCUGGACCCAUCUUGGUCAAAAACAUCCUGCCCCGAGGAGCUGCUGUCAAAGAUGGCCGUCUGAAGUCAGGUGACAGGAUUUUGGAGGUGAACGAGGUGGACUUUUCGGGCCGAACGCAGGAGCAGCUGGUGGCCAUGCUGCGGAGCACCAAGCAGGGAGAGACGGUGUCUCUGCUGGUGGUCCGGCAGGAGCAGAUUUUCCUCCCAAGAGAGCUGAAAGGGGAGCAGACAGGGGCGCAGUGCUCGGAGAAGAGGAGAGAGCAGCUGAAGUUUGAGAUCCCUCUGAAUGACUCCGGUUCGGCUGGUUUGGGCAUCUGCCUGAAGGGGAACCAGUCCCGCGAGACGGGGGCUGAUCUCGGAAUCUUCAUCAAGUCCGUCAUCCACGGCGGGGCGGCCUACAAGGACGGCCGGCUGUGUGUGAAUGAUCAGCUGAUUGCGGUGAAUGGGGAAUCUCUGCUGGGGAAAUCCAACCACGUUGCCAUGGAGACGCUGCGCCGGUCCAUGUCCAUGAAGGGGAAUCUGCGGGGCAUGAUCCAGCUGGUUCUGCUGCGGGGCCCCGCCCGGCCCAGCCCGCCUCCCAAGCAAGCCGGAGAGGUGCCUCUGGCCCAGCUGAGGCUGACUGACACGCCGGCCGGCCCCGCCCACACCGCCGUGCCCGCCUUCCUCUGGGAAAGGCCUGGGGUUCCAUUUGGCAUAACUAAUGGGCAUCAUGAAAACGUGCAUGGACCAGAUGACCAUGAAAAGGACCUCUCUCCUUUUCCUCCCAGACAGUCAGGGUCUGAUCCCCUGCAUCCUCCCCUCCAUCAGACUGAUUCACUGCUUUUCUCUGUCACAGCUGCAAGCUUUGAACACGUAUGUGAUUUUGGUCCGAUCCUGUCUCUCUCCAGAGCGGAGCUGGCCCAGGAGCCAGGCUAUGGCGGUCCCCCCCCACCCAGGCAGUCUCGGCACCCACUCCCCCGAGCACCCGGGAGUACGGACCCGGAUGAAAAUGGCAUGGGACCUCUGGAGGAGCCAGUGAAAGAUCAUGGGAAGGAGUCAGACCCAGUGUUGGAGAUUCAGGAGCCCAGCUCUGUGGAGAGCCAGCAAACUGGUGUGUCCGAGGUGAGGAAGAGCGAGCUGCUCUUCCUCCUCCUCCCGCGGGCCCGCAUGGCGCGAGGGCGUGGCUGCAACCAGAGCUUCCGGGCGGCCGUGGACAAGUCCUGCGCUGGCCCUCUGGAGCACGGUGAGGAUGACCUCUCAGAUGGAAGCUCUGGACAGGGCAGCCCCACUAGCGCCACCUCUAGGCAGGUAAAGAAGAAGACAAAGGAGAAGAAGAGAGAGAAGUGGAAAUUCAAAGGGCUGGGGAAAGAUGGGAAAAUGGAGAGCACAGAGGAGAAAGACCAGAGGAUGAGGAAGAAAGGAUUUGCAUUCUUAAGGUUUGGGAGGAAGAAAGAGGCGGAGUUGAAGGUUUUAUCGCUGAAAAAAAAACAAUGCAGGAGAAAAGGUCAGCGGUGCCACGUGAGGAGAAGCAGGAGAGGCCGAAGGAGGAGCGGGAGAGGUGAGACUGCUUCCUGCUUCCUGUUUCCUGUUUCCUGUUUACUGUGUGUGUGUGUGGGCUGACCCAAGGUUCUGACUGACUCACUCAGAUGCACGGGGGGGCCAGAGAGAUCUCGGCUUCACUCCUGCAUAUUAAACAUGCCAGUGAGAAUAUUUUAAUCUGUCCUGCUCGGAGUGAUGAUGGCAGUGCGGAUGAAUU
Molecule: messenger RNA, 3154 nt
Organism: Anguilla rostrata (American eel)
Lineage: Eukaryota; Metazoa; Chordata; Actinopteri; Anguilliformes; Anguillidae
Product: partitioning defective 3 homolog B-like
Exons: 18
Coding region: 346-3018 (890 amino acids)
Biological process (GO): microtubule cytoskeleton organization; intracellular protein localization; cell adhesion
Cellular component (GO): cell cortex; apical plasma membrane; adherens junction
Molecular function (GO): protein binding; phosphatidylinositol binding
Source: RefSeq, a predicted model, not a curated record